AUGUCAUCAUUCCUUCAAUCAAAUCAAGAUGAUACAAGCUCGUAUCAAUCAGGUGGAAACAAUUCCAUCAUCCUAGAAACUAGUACCAAUUCUUCUGAUGGUAGUGGUACCAAUAAUAACAAUAAUACUCAAGAUAACCCCCUAUUAAGUCCCACUACUGCAAAUCAUUUACCUACUUUACCUAAAACAAAUAUAUCAGGUCCAACUGUCCUCCCUAUUAAUGCCAAUACUACCACUUCAAAUACCGUAAGUCAUCAACAUCAUAAAGAACAAGAGAUGUUAUCUGGAUUUGCAAUUCCUCAACCUCCUGUUUCAACUCAACAAUCAAGUGUGGCAGCUGAACGUGAACGAGAAGCUUCUGGAUUAUCAAAUCCUUUAUCAUCAGGUGAAAUCGAUCAUCCUCGAACUUUAUGGAUGGGAGAUUUAGAUCCUUGGUUAGAUGAACAAGCUAUCGUUGAUUUAUGGUGGAAAAUCUUACAAAAACAUGUCGAUGUUAAAAUCAUUAAACCCAAGAGUAUCAAACCUGAUCUGGCCAAUUAUCAAGGAUUAUCUCAUUCAGGAUAUUGUUUUAUUCAAUUUUCAUCAUAUGAAGAUGCUCAACAAGCUUUAGGUUUAAAUGGUCAAUUAUUACCUGAUAUAGCUAUGCCAUCUCAACAACAUUUUCCUAAUAAUCCUGAUAAUCAAAAGAAAUAUUUCCGGUUAAAUUGGGCUAGUGGAGCAACUUUAAAUGCUCCUAUAGUUCAAACUCCCGAAUAUUCUUUAUUUGUAGGUGAUUUAUCAGCAUCAACUACUGAAGCUCAUUUAUUAGCAUUUUUUCAAAAAAAUUUCCCUAAUUCAAUUAAAACUGUUAGAGUUAUGACGGAUCCUGUAUCGGGUAAAUCAAGAUGUUUUGGAUUUGUCAGAUUUACAGAUGAACUGGAAAGACAACGAGCAUUAAUUGAAAUGAAUGGUGUUUGGUUUGGUGGUAGACCAUUAAGAGUGGCAUUGGCUACGGCCAGAACUUCAACUCGUAAAUUCCAAGGUGGAGUUGGAAAUAAUCAACUUGAUAAUGAUAUAUUAGGUGUCGGUGGUGGAAAUGGUGGUGGUAGUGUUGUUGGAGGUGGUCAAUUCUAUGGAAAUGGUAUACCAGCCGAUUCUCAACAAAAUCUAAUGUUUUUAGGUGGUCCACCUCCUCCACCAAAUCAAAAUCAUAAUUUAGCUCCAGGUCCACCCGGAGGUCCACCUCCUGGUGGUUAUUAUGGAACUCCUCAAUUACCACCUCCAGGAAGUGUAGGAUCUCCAUUUGAUUUACCUCAAGAUGCCAUCAAUUAUGAUAAUUAUGGUCAAAUUAAAUCUCCCAUGCCAAUGGCCAUCCCUCCUGGUGCUGUUAUUCAAAAUCAAUCAUUUUCCGAUCCUAAUAAUACUACCGUAUUUGUAGGAGGAUUAUCAUCUGAAGUUAAUGAACCUACGUUAUUUACAUUAUUUAAACAAUUUGGAUUAAUUCAACAAGUUAAAAUCCCUCCCGGUAAGAAUUGUGGAUUUAUAAAAUAUUCAAGUCGAGAAGAAGCAGAAGAAGCUAUUGCUUCAAUGCAAGGAUUUAUAAUUGGUGGUAAUCGAGUUCGAUUAAGUUGGGGGAAAGUAUCGAUGAAUAAUAAAAAAUUCCAACACCAACAACAACACCAACAACAACAUCAUCAACAGCAACAACAUCAUCAUCAACAACAAGUUGCUUUGUCUAUGGGGUUAGGCUAUGGUCAAAUGCCUCCACCUCAUCCAAAUGCUCCACCAGGUCAAUUAGGGGUAAUGCCAGGUCAUCAUGGACCAUUACCUCCUCCAUUAGGUAUCCAUGCUGGACCAUUACCACCACCAGGAACAUAUGGAUCCCAAGAUUAUGAUAAUAGUCAUAAUAGUGAUAAUUCAGGAUCAUUUGAUGAUUCAAAUCAUUCUCCUCAAUAUUAUUUACCCAUAGGAGGGGCUGGUCAUGCGGGUAAUCAUGAACAAUUAUUACAAUCAAUGGGAAAUUUAAGUCUUGAUUCUUCAGGUGGUAUGGGAAGUGUUGGUGGAUCAGGUGUUAAUAGUGGUAAUGCCUUACUUGAUGAUCCUAAUGGUUUAGCAGCCGGUGGGUAUUUAAUCCCUCCUCCAAAUAUGUAUGGAGCAUUUGGAAUUCCUGAUUUAACAUAUCAACAAUUCAUUCCUGCUUCUGCUGCUGCUGCAGCUGCCGUGGCUGCUAAUGCCGGUAUACCCUCUUAUUCAAAUGGAAGUCCUUCACCUACAAGCACCCCUUACCAUAAUAACAGUAAUAAUCAAAUUAAUCAUAGUCAUAAUGAUAGUAGUGGUAGUAAUCCCGAAGGUGGUGUAGCCGCUGAUGAAGAAGAGGAAGAACAAUCGGAAGAGAAAGGAGAAGUGGUUGAGAAAGAAGAAAAGGAAGAAGUAGAGAAGGACGAGAAAGAGGAAUGA
Messenger RNA from Scheffersomyces coipomensis, 2436 nucleotides. RefSeq lists its product as uncharacterized. The transcript has a single exon. Gene Ontology annotation, biological process: mRNA splice site recognition. The record is from RefSeq and is a predicted model, not a curated record. The coding region runs from base 1 to 2436 and encodes 811 amino acids. Lineage: Eukaryota; Fungi; Ascomycota; Pichiomycetes; Serinales; Debaryomycetaceae. Gene Ontology annotation, molecular function: mRNA binding. Gene Ontology annotation, cellular component: cytosol.